CUCUCUUUACCUCUUCCUCUCUGAUAGAACCAGGGUGACUGCGCCGUGAACGCGCACGGACCAGUGGGGCUCGCGGAGGAGCCGUGAGUGUGCGCGGCUGCUGCAACUUGACAGUUAACGUUUGCUAUUUAUCCGGAGGUGUUUACUCUAAACAAGGUUCCAGCAGCAGGGGGCUGAGCAGAAGGCUGUGCUGUGUGGCAGAGGACGGGGGCAGAGAGCGCUGGCCCCUAGGGCUCCUGGCUAACGAUGGACAACACCUCUCUUGGCAAAGUGAGUGGCUCCACCGAAUCAGUGGCCACUGUCACCAGCGAGGAGUUUGUGCUGGUGCAGCCGUCUACCGGAGGAUCCCCCUCGGGCUCAGAGGGCAAGCCCAGACUCAAGAUGUCCUGCAAUGGAAAGGAGCAGUUGGAGAGGGCCAUGGAGGAGCUGUUGGAUGACCACCACGUAGUGAUGGAGGACCGGAGUGGAGGAGCAGGAGAGGAGGGAACCGAGACGUUUUGCGACACAUUGAACUCCACAGCCCCCGUCCCACAGACACGACCCCAAGGCCUGGCGCUGUACUCCACACCUGCCGAGGUGUCAGUGUGUCCUGCAGCAGGCAGCCCACCAGUCCAGGAGGAGGACAGUGUUCAGUUCAGUAAGCUGUCCUACCUGGGCUGUACGUGGGUGAAGGCCCCACGCAGUGAGCCCGAGGCCCAGAGAGCCAUGACCACACUGCGGGCAGAGAGUGCCAUCCCCAUCCCCGUCACGCUCCAUGUGCCCAAUGUACCCGGGGGCUGCGUCAGGAUUGUGGACCAGGCAUCAGGCACGGAGAUCGCCUCCUUCCCCAUUUACAAGGUGCUGUUCUGCGCCCGGGGUCGGGAGGGCUCCAUCGAGAGUGACUGCUUCUCCUUCACUGAGAGCUACCGCAGCUCAGAGGACUUCCAGGUCCACGUCUUCUCUUGCCAUAUCAAGGAAGCUGUGAGUCGGAUCCUGUACAGUUUUUCCACAGCCUUCCGGCGCUCAUCUAAGCCAAACCCUGAUGAGAGGGACUCGGCCCUGCCCCUCUCCCCCGACAGUGACCUCUUCACUUUCACUGUCUCACUGGAGGUCAAAGAGGAUGACAGCAAGGGCAAUUACAGCCCGGUUCCCAAGGACCGAGAGAAGUUCUUCUUCAAGCUGCGGCAGGGCUUUCAGAAAAAGGUGGUUGUUAUGGUCCAGCAGAUGAGCAACAAAGAGCUGGGCAUUGAGAGGUGUUUUGGGAUGUUGCUGAGCCCAGGCCAGAAGGUUCGGAACAGUGACAUGCACCUUCUAGACAUGGAGUCCAUGGGGAAGAGCUCAGAUGGAAAGUCCUAUGUGAUCACGGGAACCUGGAACCCCAACAUGGCUGCCUUCCAGGUGCUGAAUGAAGACACACCUAAAGACAAGCAGGUGUACAUGACUGUGGCCGUGGACUUGGUGGUGACUGAGGUGUUGGAGCCAGUGCGCUUCCUGCUGGAGACACUGGUGCGCGUCUACCCGGCCAACGAGCGCUUCUGGUACUUCAGCCGCAAGGCCUUCAGCGAGACCUUCUACCUCAAACUCAAACAGGGUGGUGAGAAGGAUGGCCAGGCUGAUUCCAUGUUGGAGGUAGUGAGCCUGCAGAGGGAGACUGAGAGGAACAACUGGGGCCAUGUUGAGGAAGAGGAGCCUGAGGAAGAUAGUGACAGUGAGAUCUCCAGUGGGACCGGUGAUGUGUCCAAGGAUUGCCCUGAGAAGAUCUUAGAGUCCUGGGGUGCAAUCCUCAACAGAUGGCAUGGGAACUUGUCUGUGCGGCCUAAGGGCCUGACUGCGCUGGUGAAGCCUGGGGUCCCCGAGGCCCUCAGAGCAGAGGUCUGGCAGCUCCUCUCAGGCUGCCAGAGUGACCAGGCCCUGCUGGAGAAAUAUCGCAUCCUCAUCACCAAGGACUCUGCUCAGGACGGAGUGAUCACCAGAGACAUCCACCGCACCUUCCCCGCUCACGACUACUUCAAAGACACGGACGGAGACGGACAGGACUCCCUCUACAAGAUCUGUAAGGCCUAUUCAGUCUAUGACAAGGAGAUUGGUUACUGUCAGGGACAGUCCUUCCUGGCUGCGGUGCUGCUACUGCACAUGCCUGAGGAGCAGGCCUUCUGUGUGCUGGGGAGGAUAAUGUAUGAGUACGGCCUGAGGGAACUCUACAAGAACAACUUUGAGGAUCUGCACUGCAAGUUCUACCAGCUGGAACGACUGCUCCAGGAACAACUCCCAGAACUCUGGUCCCACUUCCAGGACCUCAAUCUGGAAGCUCACAUGUACGCCUCUCAGUGGUUCCUCACGCUCUUCACAGCCAAGUUCCCCCUCUGCAUGGUCUUCCACAUCACUGACCUGCUGUUGUGUGAGGGUCUGAACGUCAUCUUCAACGUGGCUCUGGCCCUCCUCAAGACGUCCAAGGAAGACCUACUUCAGACUGACUUUGAGGGGGCUCUGAAGUUCUUCCGGGUCCAGCUGCCCAAACGCUACAGGGCUGCAGAGAACGCCCGCAGGCUCAUGGAACAGGCCUGUAACAUCAAGGUUCCCACCAAGAAGCUGAAGAAGUUUGAGAAGGAGUACCAGACCCUGAGAGAGAGCCAGCUGCAGCAGGAGGACCCCAUCGACCGCUACCAGAGGGAGAACCGUCGUCUGCAGGAGGCCAGCAUGCGUCUGGAGCAGGAAAACGAUGACCUGGCCCAUGAGCUGGUGACCAGUAAGAUUGCCCUGCGGACCGACCUAGACCAGGCGGAAGACAAGGCAGACGUGCUGAACAAGGAGCUGCUCUGCACCAAACAGCGCCUGGUGGAGACGGAGGAGGAGAAGAGGAGGCAGGCGGAGGAGACGGCACAGAUUAAAGAGGUGUUCAGGAGAGAGCUGGAGAAAGCAGAGUCAGAGAUCAAGAAAACUACAGCUAUCAUCACCGAAUACAAACAGAUCUGUUCUCAUCUCAGCACCAGGCUAGAGAAGCAGCAGGCUGCCACCAAGGAGGAGCUGGACAUCAUCAAGAGUAAGGUGAUGGCGUGUGAACGCUGCAGGGAGGUGUUCAGUAAAGAAGGGCCUCUCCAGAUGCCAGCUCCCAGCAGAGACAACAGGAACAGUGAGCUGGACGAGGAGAAGGACUCCCUGAAGUCCCAGCUCAGAGAACUGGAGCUAGAGUUGGCCCAGACCAAACUACAGCUGGUAGAGGCCAAGUGUAAGAUCCAGGAGUUGGAGCACCAGAGGGGAGUCCUGAUGAACGAGAUCCAAGCGGCCAAAAAUUCCUGGUUCAGCAAGACCCUGGGCUCCCUGAAGAGCUCUACGGGCAGCACCUCCCAGCCCCCCUCCUCCCCCAAAGAUGGGCCCCUGUAGGCCUCUACACAGACCACCUUGGCUGGGGGGGGGGGGUCUCCGGAGAAGAGUCUACAGUAUGCACAGGAGAGCUUAUGAACACUACCUAAAUAACACCUGAGACGAUGCACUAUUCCCUUUCCAGGGGUGGAAGACAGCCACAGGACAUAGUCAGCCCUCUACACAUCUUCCUCUCUCUCAAACUCACCCACUUUUCCACUGGACCAGCCAACCACCCUUCUUCACUUGAGCUUUGAUGGAAAAAUGACAUGUCGUCAUUCGUGUUGUGUGGAACCAAGAUGGAGAAUGACUGGUGAAUCUAGUGUGGGUUGUCAUUUACACUGUUGGCCGGGCUCCUAGCUGUCUUCAAAAAGCCAAUCAUUUUGUCUUUGAAGUGAGAGAUUAGCGGAGUACUAUAGGAACUCUGGUCCUUAUAACGCCAAGGUGGACAUUCAAUAAAACCGCUCUGCCCACUGGUGAUAUAUUGCUACUGCUGAGUGACAAAAAUAUAUAUAUAGCCUAUCGGCAGGUUAUGUGGCUAACUGAUAUUAUGAGAAAUCUUAAGUGCUCUAGCAGUCUUGACCCUGACUUGUAAGGAUCACGCGACAGCUACAGGCAGUAGUUGACAGGCUAGGAAUACGUAUUUGCUGCUUAAAAAAGGCAACUACUACAGGACACAUCUUCCGCAUAACACAUCUUUACGGCUCAAUGAAAGGGGCGUACUGCAUUCAGAAUCUAAAAACUACAUCUUGUUUGUCCUUUAUAGUAAUAUUACGUAAACUAUGUUGUCCUAUAAAUGUGUAUAACUCAUUAUUGAUCUUUUUUAAAAAUCUUGUACAGUUCUAAAACAAAUAAGAAACGAUAAGAAAAUAAUAAUAAUUUGCAAUUUGAAUGUGGAGGUAAUUAAGCACAGUGUGAAAGAUCUGGGUCAAGUUCAAAUGUCGGGAGAACCAAAGUGACAUUCCUACUGGACUGUUUCAUUCCUGCUUCUAUAACACCAUAGCCUGAACACUGGGCUCACUAUUGUUUUUAAAGGUGCAGCGUAGUCUUCAAUAUGGUUUAACCGGGCUAAAAACUCAAAGGUAUACCUAAAGCUUAUCCACCACAUUAGGACCUACUGAGCUACUUAUUCCACUGGACUGAGCUCAAAUUUCAACUUCAAGUCAUUGUGUGUCACUCAAGUCCUUGCACAGAUCGUUCCAUUGAUCAGAGUGAAGCAUGAACCAAUCCUGAAGACAGGAGGUAACCUCAUUCUAACGUAAUGUUUAUGAAGGGCUCCCCCAUCUCUCUUCUAUUGUUAGCAGUCAUUGGAGUACUCCAUCUAUGCUACUUGGCUGCUUUAACUGUCUCCAUUUAACUCAGCCCAACUGCACCUUUACAAACCCUGACACUCACCUAACCAUAACUUGUAAAGCGCGGUAGUUGAAUAUAAACAGACAUGGCUCCCAAUAACAUAUGAAAUGUCAUGAUGAACCAAUGAAAUGGCAGAAUAGAAGGGCAUUCUUAUCAAAAAAAAAGACUGAGACCGUGAGGUGUGCAACAAGCAAUUGAACAUUCCAAAAUGUCUAUCCAAGCCAAGGUGUCCAUGAGGGUUAACAUAUGAUGGAAAGACUCAAUGGCCAUGCAGUAUAACAUAUGAUGGAAAGACUCAAUGGCCAUGCAGUGUAACAUAUGAUGGAAAGACUCAAUGGCCAUGCAGUGUAACAUAUGAUGGAAAGACUCAAUGGCCAUACAGUAUAACAUAUGAUGGAAAGACUCAAUGGCCAUACAGUAUAACAUAUGAUGGAAAGACUCAAUGGCCAUGCAGUAUAACAUAUGAUGGAAAGACUCAAUGGCCAUACAGUAUAACAUAUGAUGGAAAGACUCAAUGGCCAUGCAGUAUAACAUAUGAUGGAAAGACUCAAUGGCCAUGCAGUAUAACAUAUGAUGGAAAGACUCAAUGGCCAUGCAGUGUAACAUAUGAUGGAAAGACUCAAUGGCCAUGCAGUAUAACAUAUGAUGGAAAGACUCAAUGGCCAUGCAGUAUAACAUAUGAUGGAAAGACUCAAUGGCCAUGCAGUAUAACAUAUGAUGGAAAGACUCAAUGGCCAUGCAGUAUAACAUAUGAUGGAAAGACUCAAUGGCCAUGCAGUAUAACAUAUGAUGGAAAGACUCAAUGGCCAUGCAGUAUAACAUAUGAUGGAAAGACUCAAUGGCCAUGCAGUAUAACAUAUGAUGGAAAGACUCAAUGGCCAUGUAGUAUAACAUAUGAUGGAAAGACUCAAUGGCCAUGCAGUAUAACAUAUGAUGGAAAGACUCAAUGGCCAUGCAGUAUAACAUAUGAUGGAAAGACUCAAUGGCCAUGCAGUAUAACAUAUGAUGGAAAGACUCAAUGGCCAUGCAGUAUAACAUAUGAUGGAAAGACUCAAUGGCCAUGCAGUAUAACAUAUGAUGGAAAGACUCAAUGGCCAUGCAGUAUAACAUAUGAUGGAAAGACUCAAUGGCCAUGCAGUAUAACAUAUGAUGGAAAGACUCUCUCAAUAGCAAUGGGGAUUAACAUACAAUGGAAAGACAUUCAAUAGCAGCCCACUCAUUACACUCUGUUUUCUAGAGCCAUAUUAAUGCAUGUUUGUGCUGUGGACAGCUUCCAACAGACCUGCCAUGAACCACCGCUUUGGCCUCUAUUAGAAGCACUGUAGCGUUGGAUUCACCCUUUGGACAAAGACCGAGAGCGCUUGUAUACCUAUACGUGUGUGUCCUGCACUGACUGGUUCCAGGUGAAAUGGUUUCUUCACAACUCAGUGACUGUUGUUGUCUAAGACCCAGAACUAUGUCGAUGAAAUAAUUAGAAUUAAGCCAUCUCAAUAUAUUAUACUCUCAAAAGAUUGUCACCUGUGCUAUGGCAUUCCUGUCUGCCAUUUUAAGACCAGGAUGGGUGCGAGUAGGCAGGGACGGGGGUUGCGUCAAAUUUCUGAACCUGCUUCCUUUCCUUGUCUCCUUUCCUUUGUGACCACUGAUCUGAAAAACCGCAACAGUUGAAAGUAAUAUGAUGGAUGCCUGUCCAGGUGUUUCACAAUGGAAAGGCAGAGAAAUAAGGUCGCCAGUUAAGAAUAUUAGGACACAGCCAUGUUUUUAGGUGUGUUAAAUGGACAGCAUGUCUUUCAUAUGUGUCACAUGCUGUGUAAUGGUUUCAAAGUGCUUCAGCCAGAGUCCUAUCAAGUUUUACAAGGCUCAAGGCCUCUGUGUAUGUUUGCUAUGUGCACUAACAUUGCGUCAAUAUUUUAAACACUAUUUUAAGUUGAUUUGUACUCAUAAGUUAUUCAGAGAGCAAACCUACUUUCUUUUCUUCCUAAUUUUCUGUUGCUGAGAAGACAGUGGCCAAAUUAUAAUCAACUACAACGAUGCAAAACAAAUAACUUCAGAUUCACAAUAUUGUACAGUUAUGCUAUACUUCAACAGUUGUUCUUCUUUAGUUUCCAACAUGGGGGAGUUGUCCUUCCCUGUUCCUCGUCAUUCCCAUGUGAAUCUGUGACAUGCUGUAACUCUAAUGGUAUUUUCUGCACAGUAAUCGUCUGACGUACAUCAAUAAAAUUCCGUUCUCUGUCCACUGA
Messenger RNA from Oncorhynchus tshawytscha (Chinook salmon), 6929 nucleotides. Its product is annotated as rab GTPase-activating protein 1-like. The coding region runs from base 247 to 3360 and encodes 1037 amino acids. The record is from RefSeq and is a predicted model, not a curated record. The transcript has 25 exons. NCBI's taxonomy places the organism in Eukaryota, Metazoa, Chordata, Actinopteri, Salmoniformes, Salmonidae.